Messenger RNA from Guyanagaster necrorhizus, 729 nucleotides. Its product is annotated as glutathione S-transferase. The transcript has 5 exons. Gene Ontology annotation, molecular function: glutathione transferase activity. The record is from RefSeq and is a predicted model, not a curated record. The coding region runs from base 1 to 729 and encodes 242 amino acids. Lineage: Eukaryota; Fungi; Basidiomycota; Agaricomycetes; Agaricales; Physalacriaceae. Gene Ontology annotation, cellular component: cytoplasm.
AUGACUACCGCAGAACCACUGACUCUCUACACUGCAAAGGUCUGUCCGUAUGCUCAAAGGACCGAGAUCGCCCUCGCCGAGGCCCAGGCUCCUUUCACCCGCUACGAGAUUGACCUCCAGAACAAGCCUGAAUGGUACGCACCCCAAGUGAACCCAGCGAGCAAGGUCCCUGCUAUAGCGUACGGCGGCCCCAAAGUCCCAGCUGACACUCCUUCGCCUCAAUCUGCCAAACUUGCUGAAUCUCUAAUUCUCGUCGAGUUCAUUGCGGACCUUUUCCCAUCCGCGCGUCUGCUCCCCUCUGACCCAGUCACCCGAGCGAAAGCCCGCUUCUUCAUCGACACCUUUUCUAACAAAUUCUCCCCUGCCUAUGCGGGGUUCCAAUUUCGCGGGGAGUCGCCCGAGGCUCUGUAUAAGGCUAUCGAGGCACUUCAGGGACAGCUUGCCGGUGACGGAAAGUGGGCCGUAGGAGACGAGUUUAGUAUUGCGGACGUGGCUAUUGCUCCGUUCCUCGCGAGACUUGAGCUGGCGUUCUCGAAUGAUGUGGGGGCGUUUCAAGUCGGAGAAGGGAAGAAGGUGUGGGAGACAUUGCAAACGGAUGAGAAGUAUGCUCCUUUGAGGAGCUAUUGGGCUAGGCUGAAGGAGAGGAAGAGCGUGAAGGACACGUUCUAUGCGGAUCAUGUGUUGGUACAGUACAAUAAGCGUCUCGCCAACUGGCGCGCGCCCAAGUAA